AUGGCUUCCGAUGGUCCUGUAGCGACGAGCAGCAGUGGCGUGACGCCUGCUGACGUGGACAAGGCAGCUGACGAGAUUCUCGUCUACUGGUUCGGCGACUUCAUGGCGCCUGAUUACGCUGGCCCAGCACCCGAAGAUGACGUCAUUGCAGCCAAGCAAUCUCUCUGGUUCCGCAAAGAUGCUGACGUGGACGCGUUUAUCCGCGCUAGAUUCGCUCCCCUCAUCCCACUCGCGGCGUCAGGCCAGCUGGCAGGCUGGGAGGACACGCCACGUGGUGCGCUGGCAUUGGUCGUGCUGCUGGACCAGUUCACGAGGAACAGCUUCAGAGGGUCGCCUGACUCCUUCGCUCAGUAUCUUCCCGUUCACCCACCCAACUCCCCUCCCCUUCCCCAACCACCAGACCUACCAGACCAAGAUCUGUGUGUGCAGCUGCCAGCUGCUGUCAGAGUCGACCUACCAGACCAAGACCUGUGUGUGCAGCUGCUGUUGGAGUCGGUAGCAGAGGCACGAGAGUGUUCACUUCUUGGACAUUCAGUAACCUGCAUCUUCCCUUUCACCCUCCCCCCACCACCAGACCUAGCAGACCAAGACCUGUGUGUGCAGCUGCUGUCAGAGUCAGUAGCAGAAGCACCAGAAGGCGCACUCAAGGACUCCCUGUCCGGGUGGGUGGGCUACGCUCACAAGCACCGUGACGUCAUUGUCAAGUUUGGUCGGUUUCCCCACAGGAAUGAGGUGCUGGGGAGGGAGAGCACAGCGGAAGAGGUGGAGCACGUGGCAACGCAUGCUAUUAUUGGCGUGGUGCUUCUGCUCCUAGUCCUCGUCUGCUGCUCCCUCGCCAUUCAAGUCCCUGGCAACGCCUUCACCGUUGAUCUGAAUCCCAGCGCUGUUGUUCAACCUCUAAGCGACCAAUUCAAAACCACAGCUGAUUUGCAGUCGGAAAAAGCCGGUUCUGCAACUGAAGUGACAAAAAUGGCUACUUUCCCUGACGUCGUGGUGGUGGGAGGCGGCCUCGCGGGUCUGUCUGCUGCCGUGGAAGUUGUCAAGCGGGGCGGCACUGUCCUCGUCCUCGAAAAGAGCGAACGGCUCGGCGGGAACUCUGCCAAGGCGAGCUCUGGAAUGAACGCUGCUCGCAGCGGGCCCCAGCUGGCCGUUGGCAUCGAGGACAAGCUGGAGGAUUUCGCCAAGGACACCGAGAAGUCCGGCAAGGGUCUGUCGGACAUGGCGUUGGUGGACGUGAUCGUGAAGCAGAGCGCGGACGCCGUUGCGUUUCUCGAAGGCUUCCAGAUCGACCUCUCCAGCAUCGCGCAGCUCGGCGGCCACUCGCAUCCGCGCACGCACAGGUCCAAGCCCGACGGCAAGCCCAUGAACAUCGGUUUCCGCAUCAUGUCCGUGCUCGUCAAAUACGUCGAAGGUCUUCCUGCUGACAAGGCCAAGGUGGUGAAGCAAGCCCGGGUUACUGAGCUUCUCACAGACGACACCGGCGCCGUCACUGGCGUCAAGUACGAGACCCCCGCGGCCGACGGCUCUGGAGGCAAGGAGGAGACGGAGGUGAAGGCGCGCGCUGUCAUCCUCGCCACGGGCGGCUACUCGGCAGACAAGGCCGAGGGCGGCCUGCUGGACCAGCACACGCCCAAGCUGCGAAACCUGGCGACCACCAACGGCCCGUUCGCGACGGGCGACGGCGUGCGACUGGGUUUGGCGGCGGGCGCGGGGCUGGUGCACAUGGACCAGGUGCAGCUGCACCCGACGGGGUACGUGGACCCCAAGGACCCGCGCAACCCCGUCAAGUUCCUCGCGCCCGAAGCCCUCCGCGGCUGCGGCGGAAUCCUGCUCAACGAGAAGGGCGACCGGUUCGUGAACGAGCUGACGACGAGAGACGCGGUGGUGGAGGCGAUUCUGAAGAACUGCGGGCCACUGCCCGAGGUGCCAGGCGCGCCAGCAGGGGGCGCAGACAUGCCAGCGGUGUCGUACCUGAUUCUGAACCAGGAAGCCAUCAACAAGUUCGACCCGCUGUCGUGCCAGUUCUACAUCGGCAAGGGGCUCAUCCGCAAGUUUGACAGCGUGGAGGCACUGAGCGAGGGCACCAAGCUGCCAGCGGCGAAUGUGAAGGCUGCUCUGGACUCGUACGGCCGCCACGACGCAGAGAAGGGCGAUCCCUUCGGCAAGACCGUCUUCCCUGUGCUCUUCAACUCCUCCGAGCCCCCGCUCUACGUGGCCAUCAUCACGCCGUCGCUGCACUACUGCAUGGGAGGGCUCAAGUUUGACACCAGCGGCCGCAUCCUCAAGGAAGAUGGCACGCCCAUUCCCGGCCUCUUUGGUGCCGGCGAGGUGACAGGUGGGCUUCAUGGAGCAAACCGCCUGGGUGGUAACUCCUUGCUUGAGUGUGUGGUGUAUGGGCGCGUGGCUGGCAUCAAUGCCUUUGAACGCAUUGUUCUUGAACGACGUCGCACUGCUCUACCUGAACGACGUCGCACGGGAGGGACACCGUCGGACUCUCUCGCUUCUGCCGCACUCCUUGCCAUGGACGACCUUCUUUUCCCGCUCGCACCGCUGCACUCUCCGCACUCUUCCCUGCUCGCACCGCUGCACUCUCCGCACAACAGCCACGGCACUACCACCAGCACCACCACCACGGGAGGUUUACCAUCAGACUCUCUCGCUGACGCACUCCUCGCCAUGGACGACCUUCUUUUCCCGCUCGCACCGCCGCACUCUCCGCACUCUUCCCUGCUCGCCUCGCCGCACUCUACCCUGCUCGCAUCGCCGCACUCUUCACACAACAGCCACGGGACUACCGCCACAAUCUGUAGCAGCAGCAGCAUGGGAGGGACACCGUCGGUGUUACCACCACUGUCUGACUCACUCACUCCUGCCGCACUCUUUGCAAUGGACGACCUUCCUUCUCCGCUCGCACCGCCGCAGGCUCCGCACUCUUCCCCGCUCGCACCGCCGCACUCUACCCUGCUCGCACCGCCGCACUCUACCCUGCUCGCACCCCCGCAAUCUCCGCACUCUACCCCGCUCGCAAGCAGGGAGGUGCAGAUACAGCGCAUGCUGUCUGGGCUCUCGCACCUCGCACGCCUUCUACGACUGCAGGAAGUACAGCAGCCGGACUUGCAGCAGGCGGAAGCGCGGCAGUCGCAAGUGCAGCAGCCGGAAGCGCAGCAGGUGGAAGCGCGGCAGGUGGAAGCACGUCAGCACGUGGGCGGUGGGAAUGCAGUGGACAGCAGCGGCAUGCGCGAUCAUGAUUUCCUCGCACGCGAGCCACUAACGGAGACUGUCAUUCCUGUCUCUAACGAGGACAGGACUGCAGUGUGUGCUCUGCCAUUACAACUGACAGCAGCAGCAGCAGCAGCAGCAGCAGGCAGAGGCAAAGGCAGGGGAAGGUGUGCUGUCAAGCCGGGUGACCCCGAGGCUGCUGCAGAUGAGGGGCCGGGAUGA
Messenger RNA from Closterium sp. Yama58-4, 3441 nucleotides. The record is from the annotation of a GenBank genome assembly. Lineage: Eukaryota; Viridiplantae; Streptophyta; Zygnematophyceae; Desmidiales; Closteriaceae.